AUGAGGACGAUGCCUAGAGAUAGUGACGGGGAGGAGGAAGAGGAGAAGGAGGAAGAAGACAAGGGAACAUUACUGUCGUUUCUACCUGAUGAACUCCUGCAGAAGGUGCUCUCCUUUUUGCCCAUCGCCAACAUCAUCAAAUUGGGCAUCGUGUGCAAACGGUGGUACGAGGUGGUUCACUCCUGGCCCCCGUUGUCGUGGGCGAUGAUGGCGCCUCAGAAUCCGUUGUUCUUCAGGCCCUGCUUUAACAACUUCUCCUUCUCGGGCCACGUAUACGACCCUGGCUUCCUCCGAUGGUACAACUUCGACUUCACCCCCUUAGAAAAGAGCAUCUGGCGCACGUCUACCUCCUGCGGUCUGGUCUGCUUAAUGAACCCUAAUGACGGUUGUCGCUUAUUGGUCGUCAAUCCCAUCAAGAGAGACUGGAAGCAGCUUCCUCAAGUCGCCGCCGGCUCUUUCCCCCAGUUCAACGCCAUCGCCUUGACGUUCGACCGCCGCACGGGCGGUUACACCGUGGUCAUCGCCAAGUGCACGCGCACCCAGGAAUUGCCAGGGAAGCCCAGGCAAUGGCACUUAUCGGUCCACAUCUACCAAUCGACGACGAAAUCAUGGGUCACUCCCUUCGCCCAAGACCUCGGCCUCUGGAUAGGCAGAAACGAGGCCGCCAUAUGCGACGGCGUGCUCUACUACGUCAUCCGCCAUCCGAAUCUGACCAGCCCCCACUUAGUGGCGUUCGACCUCUUGAAGCCGCCCUCUAGCAUUCAGUCUCUGCUCCAAGAAGCUAUUCCUGCGCCAUACCCUCUUUUCUGUGCUGGGUUGAUCAACCUGUCGAACAAAUUGGUCAUGGUCGGCAUGAAAUACUACUGGCCGCACGGGGAAGCGGUGAUUUUGGAACUCGAGGAUAAGACAUGGCGGGAGGUGGCUCAAAUGCCGAUCUCCUUGUACAGGAAGUUAUGCAGAAAUAAUUUAAUCUGCUGCGGCGCCGGCGACUUCCUCUUCUUGCACUCUUCACUGUGUCCCGGGCUAUUGACCUUCGACGUGAGGCAGAAGGUGUGGAAAUGGUCGAGCCACCCCGACAUUGAGCAGUUGCACUUCUUCAGCAAACCGGAGUCCCUAGUCUACCGCGGCUUCUGCUUUGAACCGAGGCUCGACGUCUCCUCUUGA
Zingiber officinale is the source of this 1164-nucleotide messenger RNA. Its product is annotated as F-box/kelch-repeat protein At3g61590-like. Lineage: Eukaryota; Viridiplantae; Streptophyta; Magnoliopsida; Zingiberales; Zingiberaceae. The record is from RefSeq and is a predicted model, not a curated record. The transcript has a single exon. Gene Ontology annotation, molecular function: protein binding. Bases 1 to 1164 code for a protein of 387 amino acids.